AUGUUAUUGGUCGUUUCGGUCAAUUUUCGCCAUUUUUGGUCGGACCGUUGGCGAUGUAACAUCUAUGUCGGUUGCGUCUCCAGAAUUUUUAAGGAAAAGUGCCUUUUUCUUGUAUAUUGUGCUCGGAAAUCAUGUGUAGUGCAUAGCUGGACUCUUAGAGAAGAUUAUGCCAGAAAUUAUCCAGGGUUACGGACAUCCAAGGACCACGCUGCCAGUGAAGAAGGAGAUGACGAACAACACACCAACACAACAACAGAUCUUCAAGUCGGAAAGAAACCAGGCUGCCUUUGGAUGGAAUGGACCAAGGAUCGGUAUGGGUCUGGACACGUCAUAUAGCUCAGGUCGUACCUGAGCUCGGGCGCUGUAUCCAGACGUGCUGCACUCCGGGAGUGAAUG
Sitophilus oryzae (rice weevil) is the source of this 396-nucleotide messenger RNA. RefSeq lists its product as uncharacterized. NCBI's taxonomy places the organism in Eukaryota, Metazoa, Arthropoda, Insecta, Coleoptera, Curculionidae. The record is from RefSeq and is a predicted model, not a curated record. The coding region runs from base 1 to 336 and encodes 111 amino acids. The transcript is spliced from 2 exons.